This is a messenger RNA of Beta vulgaris subsp. vulgaris (sugar beet), 1572 nucleotides long. RefSeq lists its product as hypothetical. Bases 142 to 1272 code for a protein of 376 amino acids. The transcript is spliced from 5 exons. Lineage: Eukaryota; Viridiplantae; Streptophyta; Magnoliopsida; Caryophyllales; Amaranthaceae. Gene Ontology annotation, biological process: regulation of auxin polar transport; gravitropism. The record is from RefSeq and is a predicted model, not a curated record.
GUUCUACCAUCUUAAUAAUGAAAAGCAACUUGUUCAGACAACUGUGACCUUUUAUCAAGAUUACUCCCUUUUUAUCCUCUCUGAAGAAAAAAGAAGGAAACUGAAACUGAUCAGACAGACAUCAGCUUGAAGACCGAAAAAAUGAAGUUAUUAACAUGGAUGCAUCGCAAGUUUAAACAAGGUAACAGCGAAACAUUGAAGGAAUGUCCCAUGGGCCAAUCGUUGCUUGAUGAUCCUCACUUUUAUCAAAAGCAAAUCCAAGGGAGAAAACGAAGAUCAUCAUUUACGAGUGUGGAGACAUCAAAGUUUGCAGAAUACGAAAGAAAAUCAUCAAUUGAUGAAUUUCCGGAGUACUUUGAAGGUUUUCUGGCAAUCGGGACUCUUGGAAUGAGAGAUUCAGUGAUCUCAGAGCCCGAGACACCAACGUUUGCAGUGUCAUUUGAGAAAUUAGCUGAAGGAGAAGCCGAAGUGACAGAAAAUGAAUUAGCACUCAUCAAUGAUGAGUUAGAGAGGGAGCUUGCUGCUGAAGCUAAGGAUGAUGGUUACACAGAUUCCUCAGGAAGAAACAGUCAUGUUAGCAAUGGAAGAAUCAGUCAUGCUAGUACCAUCACUCUAAGUGGCAAACCAUUGGAAAUUCCAGAAAGUACAGGAAAUAAUUUGAUGUACUGUCCACUACAAGAAUAUCUGUUGGGAUCAGCUGUCGAUUUGCCAGAGAAGGCAACAGCACCGAAAAAGGAAAACCGGACAUCACUGGGUGAGCUAUUUGAGAAGCACAAGGCAGAGGAAAGCUCAGAGGUCAAAUGCAAACGUGGGGAGAAGAGGGAAGAUAAAGAUGGUGAUAAAACUGCUUCCAUGAACCUCAUGAAAAAAAUACUGACAAAAAAGAAAAAUGCACUGCAUGCUGCUUCUAGGAACUCAACUCGUGGAACUGCUGAAUCUGCUUCAGCAGAGCCAAAACUGUGCAAGAUCCUGCAGAAAUUUCACAAGAAAGUGCAUCCAGAAUGCUUGAUAUCCACAGAAAAAUCCAACAAAAUGCAUAAUGCUGGGAUCAAGAACAUGGUACCCUGGGAUGCGGGCUAUUAUAAGGAUGAGCAUGCAUUUCGUGAUGAAAGCACCACAACUUUCUCUCAGAAACCAGGUCAAAGUGGCUAUAUGCUUUGCAGGAAGAGCAUUUCUAACCCAACUCAGUUCUCAGAGGAUGGGAGUGAUUCAAAUGGCAGCAGGGAAUGCUGGAUCAAAACUGAUGCAGAUUACCUUGUUUUGGAGCUGUAGAAAGCAGAUCCAAGAAUGCAGCUCUGGCGAUUCCAUCAUGAUGAACUACUAUACAUCUUUGUGUGUGUAAUGCUAUAUAUUCAUGGAUGAAUGUCCCUAGUAUAUAUUCGACAAGUAUGUUGAGUGGCUGAGCUUGAAGCUAGAUACAAUUAAUAGCAGCAACUCUGGCGCGAAACUAUGAAUCAUCUAUCAGUCUAUGUAAUAUUGCAGUUGUGUUACUUCCUAGUAAGUUGUUCUUUAUUAUGCUUGGAUAUAUAGUAAACUCUCCUCGUUUACACAAAUAAAAUAGUCGUUCUACUA